Molecule: messenger RNA, 730 nt
Organism: Chilo suppressalis (striped riceborer)
Lineage: Eukaryota; Metazoa; Arthropoda; Insecta; Lepidoptera; Crambidae
Source: the annotation of a GenBank genome assembly
UUAAUGCAACAAAGUUGACGCGUCAUACAUGGUCGCGCGGAACGGAACGUUAUAUGUUUGUUUGGUUGUGUCGACGUCAAAAGAAACAAGUUGAUUUCUUUUUUACAGUGUUCUACUGUUCUAGCAUUUUCUAUAAGAUCAAAUCACGUUUGUCUUAAAUGGCAAAUUAUCCUGAUGUUAUAAAUAAAUUCGGCAAGGAGACGUCGAGGUCAGCAUGUAAAAAGUGUGGUUAUGCUGGACACUUAACUUUCCAAUGCAGAAACUUUAUUAAAGUUGAUCCGAAUAAAGAAAUUGUGUUAGAUGUUAGCAGUACAAGUAGUGAUAGCGAGGUGGAAUAUGCAACACCAUUACAGAGUCUUAGGGAAGCAGAGUUGCGUCAAAAAUUGCAAGAGAAACUCAAGAAGGCUAAAGAAAAGAAAAAGACUAAGAAAAGAAAGAGAUCUAGAUCAUUAAGCACCUCAAGUAGUAGCACAUCUUCAUCAUCAACAUCAUCAGACAGCAGUGAUUCAGAAAGAGAGAAGAGAAAAAAACAUAAGAAGAAGAAAUCUAAAAAGUCUAAAAAAUCCCACAGAAAAGAAGAUAAAAAGCAUAAAAAAUAACUUCUGGGUAGCGGUAAACUUCUUUAGCAAGCCACAGACACAAAACUUGUGCAUUAGAUUUUUUUGUAUGUAAAAUAACUACUGCCUAGUCCUUGGUCGAUACUUAAGAAGUUUGCCGGGGCUUCUAACAG